AUGAAAAAGGAGUUGCAGAAAUACACCACGAAAAGAUUUGUUUUUAGCAAACAGGAUAUCGAGCGGAUCAGGAACCAGUCCAACCAAUCAGAGCAUCACCGCCGUCCAUCUCGAGUGGAGGCGCUGUCGGCGUUCGUAUGGGCGGCACUGAUAAGAGCAACUCUACCGGUGAACCCAAACCUCAAGACGCACUGGCUCUCACAUAUUGUGAACUUUCGAAAGAAGUUGAACCCGCCUUUACCUUCAAAGUGCCUAGGCAACAUCCUCAACGAGACUGACACCGUGUGGGAAGUAGACAGGGGCGAACUGGUUACUGGCCGGUCGCUUGUAAGAAGAGUAGUGGAAGUCAUGGACAAGUUUACAAGCGACUACGUGAGGGAAAUGCAAGCGGAGGGAGGGUUUCUCAAAUCCAUAAGAGCCCGACGAUCAAAGAUAAGUGAUUACAAUGAAGGUGAGAUUAAAGUUUUAAGUAUAAGUAGUUUGUGUAAAUUUCCCUUUGGUGAAAUUGAUUUUGGGUGGGGGAAGCCCGUAUGGAUUGACAUUCCUCAAACAUUCUUGGACCUUGCUCUUUUCGUGGAUACCGAAGAUGGGGGAGUAGAAGUGUGGAUUGGAUUGGAACAUGAAGUUAUGUGCAAUUUAGACAAGGAAACGGAAUUUCAAUCAUAUGUGUCGUCUGCCCAUGUCCUUUAUGAAUCGUCUUGUUGUCCAAGAAUUGCCCUUUAA
This is a messenger RNA of Ipomoea triloba (trilobed morning glory), 723 nucleotides long. Its product is annotated as (13S,14R)-1,13-dihydroxy-N-methylcanadine 13-O-acetyltransferase AT1-like. The transcript has a single exon. NCBI's taxonomy places the organism in Eukaryota, Viridiplantae, Streptophyta, Magnoliopsida, Solanales, Convolvulaceae. The record is from RefSeq and is a predicted model, not a curated record. The coding region runs from base 1 to 723 and encodes 240 amino acids.